Messenger RNA from Xiphias gladius (swordfish), 3260 nucleotides. RefSeq names its product microtubule-associated protein 9 (gene map9). Gene Ontology annotation, molecular function: microtubule binding. Gene Ontology annotation, biological process: regulation of mitotic cytokinesis; mitotic cytokinesis; mitotic spindle assembly. Gene Ontology annotation, cellular component: astral microtubule. The record is from RefSeq and is a predicted model, not a curated record. Bases 266 to 2188 code for a protein of 640 amino acids. NCBI's taxonomy places the organism in Eukaryota, Metazoa, Chordata, Actinopteri, Istiophoriformes, Xiphiidae. The transcript has 13 exons.
UCCCUGGGUUACCAUCAACAAGUUAGUUAGCCCGCUGUAGCUAUGUCAGUUUGCCAUUAGAUAAUAGAGUUUAUAUAGCUUUUUAGUAUGUAAUGAACUAGACAGUAAUCAUGUGGCAAUCAGACUUUUUACAAUGGUACUUCAGCCACAAUGGUAGCAAGGGAAGCCCAGCAGCUAUCUACUUGUUAAAGUGAACUUAGCGAACAGUAGCUAGCAUGCUAAUGUCAGUAAACGCAACCAGAGGGACGUCUUUAUAGUUUUCAGGAUGACAAACCAGGGGUUUGAGACACUGGCGUACAAGAAAAGUCCGAAAACAUCGAAAAGAACCACAUUUCAGGAUGAACUUCAGGCUGCUGUCUCUGCCAGGGCAAGCAAAACAAAAACAGAUCACUACUCCUACUCUGAUGACUUCCAUGACGAUGAAGACGAUUUUUUGAAUGAACUCCUCAAAUCAAGAAAAAAGAGGACUGAUGCAUUUAAAGCUGGGAAGUAUAAAGCAAAAAUCCACGACUUUGAGCUUUCAGAUGAUGAUGGCAAACAUGGGAGAACAAAGAAAGUUUCAUUCCUGAAAACGCAAAGAAUCAGUUCUCACUCAGAAGACACAAAGGCAUCAGAGUCACGUACAUCAGAGCCACCAGACUCUUCCAUUGAACACAACAAUUACAGCAACUCAUUUUCCCCACAGCACUCCACAAAUGUCAGUGAGGAUGACACACAAUUUCAAAACAGUUUUGUGGAGUCUGUCGAUCCCCAAAUCACAAGACAGAGCUCAAGUAAAUCUCUGUCAUACCAAACCUCAGAUGAUACUCUUCUGGACAUGCCUUUGCCUUUACCGUCUGACAGCAGUGUGACAGAAACGCCAGGUCCUGGGGAGAAGAGGAACCCUGCUCUGGAAGAAAGCUCCCAAACUCCACAUCUAUCAGGGUCUGACCUCAAACAUGUGCCUUCAGCAGAUAAUGCUGCCAAGAGGGAGCCACCCAGACCCAAACCAAGACAACGGACUCUGGGAUUGAGCCUUCACGCCGCAGAGAAGCCGCCUGAAGAAACUGAUUCUCAGGAUCUCAGCAGGCCCCAGACUUCCUCUGCAUCCAUUCCCCUCUCCACUGACACAUCCAGCAACACCGCCGUGAGGAGCUGCAGUCCACAUUGGACAGAAGGAGAUCACGCAGUUUCAUCCUCUUCAAAUAAGAGUGAACAAUCACAGCUCUUCACCAAGUCCACAGUUGAUUCUGGAUCCAAAGAUGACUUUAUUUCCAAUGACAGCAAAGAGCAGGAGAGAAAGUACACUACAUCAUUUGAGGAAUUUAAUGAAGACUCGGGAGAUCAUUCCCUCGCUCCACUCUCUCACACCUUGGAAAAGUCAUUUGACACCAGGACUUCAAGUUCUCACUCAAAGAUCACUCAGAAAUCUCAGAGUACAUGCUCCAGAAAAGUGGAAUCAAAGUAUCUGGGAACUCUCAAAGUUCUGGACCGUAAAGUGUCACAACAAGAGUCUCAGCCACAAGCAGCAGAUUCACUCAGAGCUGCCAUUUACCAGGAAUGGCUUAAAAAGAAAAAGGAAAAGUCAAGAGAGAACAUGCAACUAAAGAAGAAAGAGGAAAUCCUAAAAGAAAAAAAGGAAAAGGAAGAAGAAGCUAAAAAGGAAGACGCUGUCGCAUCAUAUGAGGCUUGGAAAGAAAAAAAAGCAGAAAGUCUCAAAGCAAAAGCCAAAGAAAAGCAAGAAUUGAUCAGAAAAGAGGAAAAGGCGAGUCAAGAGAAAGAAGAAAAAUGGCAGUCUGCUAAACAGGUGUUUGACAAAUGGAAACAGGAGCAUGAUCAUCUACUCAAAGAGAAGUACAGAAAACAGAAAGAAGCUGAAAAUAAACUUAAACUGAAAAACCAAGAAAAGGAGGAAGAAAGAAAGAGAGAGAGCAAAUCUGCUUUUUCUAACUGGUGUGAAAAGAAGAAAGAUGUUCUCCAUGAAAAAGUCACGAUGGAGCGCAAAGAAAUCAAAAAUAAGGCAGAGGAGGAACGAUACAUGAAAGAAGAGAGAGAUAAAAUGGCUUUAGAGCUGUAUGAAAACUGGCUGGCAAGAAAAGAUCUAGAACAAAAGCGACAGAGAGAAGAAAGACGGAUAAAAGCGAUUCUCCAAGACAGUCCACCUCCACCGUGGAGCCCUCCUAAUAAAACUAUACCAUUUCGAAAAUGACAUUUGAAAUGUAACAUAACACCCCUUGAAUAUCUGUGGGUGGUGUGUUACAUUUUAACUUGUGAGUUUUGUACUGUAUGUUGUAUCAAAAGUAUGUUUUUAUACAUAGUUGAUGACAGCUGUUAAAUUUUAUAUUUUUGUGAGGUUUUGAAUUAACCAGCAGCUCUGAUGCAAAUUUAUAUUUUAUAUGCGUUUUGGUGAAAUUUACAGUACGUUUAGAAAGAUGGAAAAAUUUUGGCUGAUUUGGCUGAUUUCUCUGCCAAUGUUUAUGGUUGAACUGCCAUUGACCUCCAUGUAAACUUUAUUUUUGCCUUUAGGUUAUAAGAGAUUCUAAACCACACCAGCUUUGAAACAGAUCUGUGUAACACUCGACACAUCUUAUGUUAAACUUUAAUUAAUUUGUUGAUUUGAAGGGUGGAUUUAUUUGUGGUUGGUUUUGCAUGUCAUCUUUUACGUUUUUAGUCAUUUUCGUUGCAUUUUUUUCUAUCAUUCAAAACAUUUACUUUAGGCUUUUAAAAAAUGUCCUUCAUAAUCUCUUAGGUUAUGCAACAAUGCAAUAAACACAAUUUCUCCCUCCCAGUGGGGGGGGUGACAUUUUAAACAAGUUUCGAUAGAGAGAAGCAUUUUAAAAUUACAACUUAAACACAAUGCAUCCUAAUUGUCCUAAUGAGUAAGUGUUGUUAGGGGAUUUGUUUAUGGCCUGCUGUUAGGUCUGCUACUACUCUAUUAUGCAAUAAAAGACUCCCCCACAAAGCUGGGAAAUGUUCACAUCCAACUAUCAGUGCCAGUGCUGUUUGACUCUAAGGAAAACAGUGCAUGUUGAAAUGUAAAAAAAAAAAAAAUUGAAUUGCAACUUCUCCAGAACCUUCUUUGAAAUCAGAGCUUACAAAACUAUAAACUCUUUCUGGUCAUCGCGUUCUUGUAAAAAUGAAACCGAAAGUAUGCAAACAUCUGAAUAUUACAGCCGUUUGCCAUUAAUAUGGGCAUUCAUGUGGAGUUACCCCUCCCUUUGCUGCUACAACAGCUUCCACUCUUUUGAGAAGGCUUUGUACAAGAUUUUGGAAACUGGCUG